CGCACGGGCAGUGGAAUUUGUAUUAUCUGUAAGAAUCUUGAUUUGUAUUGUAAUUGCAUUUAAGAUAAAUACUUAUUGUUGUUGUUUUCAACGUUUUACCCAUCAGCCUAAAUUGAGAGGGUUCUUAUUUUUUAAUUUUUCGAUCGGCUGGGCGUGCCCUCUGAGACAAACACUGACUCAAUGAGAGCCAGAGGGCAGCAUGUCAGGAGCGUCUACCAACCAGGCCAGAUUGGACAGAAACAAGCCCAAAUACCCUGCCUCGAAAGGAAAUGAGCUGUACAAGAACAAGCCUGUGGCGUUUCAGAACCGAGGGCCGUUCAACAGAUAUGGUCUGCAGAGCGUCGGAAAGCCCGUGUCCGCCCGGAGAAUACCGCCGCCGGCGCAACUCCCCAGUUUGAAGUCUGAGAACAGUGGGAACGACCCGAACGUUACUCUCGUCCCGCUCGGUGGUCAAGGAUGGGGCUCCAAAGACUCGGCCGCUGCUGCCGGCGAGGGCAGUGCCAAGCCGGCGGCUCCGGCGGCGGCCCCGGCCCCAGCGGCAGCACCAGCCGCGCCGGCCGGACCGCGCACCUGGAGCGGCGUCACUGCCGGCUCGGCGGCGCCGGCGCCCUGGAGACCUGUGCGCCAGUCGGCCGGCUUUCAGCGCGAGUUCCCCUCUCUGGCCGGCGAGUCCGAGCCGCCGCCGGCGCCGCAGCCAGCUGCCCCAGCAGCCCAGCACACGGCUGCACCCGCCAUCCAGCGCCCGGCGGCGUCCCAGCCGGCGCCGGCCGCGGAGUCGACCGGAGACGGCGGCGCGCCCAGUCUGCGCCCGACCACGGCCGGCAGCUGGGCGCGCGGCGGCCGCCGGACCGACGGCAGUACCGCGUCUGGCCCGGCGGCGGCGGCGCCCGCGGCCGCGCCGGCUGAGCGGCCCGCAGAGGCGGCGGUGACGGCGCCGGCCCCGGCUCCGACCGCUGCGGCUCGCCCGGCGCCGCCAGCCACGGCCGCCAUCAGCGGGCCAACCUUCAUGCCAGCGUUCAACGACCUGAUGCCGGCGUACAUGCGGCCGGCCGGCCAGCCGGCAUCACGGCCGCCCGCGGCGGCGCUGCCCGCUCUCCAGCCGACGGCGCCGCCCAGCCGACCGCACCAGGAAGCGCCGCCGAAACAGCCGCCUCCGCUGCCGGCGGGCGGAACCGAGCCUGGGCGGCCCACCAACCAUCGGCCCAUUAUCAAGGAGGAGGACCUGCGCAGCUUCGACGACCUGGCCAACAAAUACGACAAGGGCUGGGCCGCCGGGGUUGACGACAUCGACUACAACAAGAAGCUGUCUUUCUCGGACGACGACAGUGAGCCGGAGCCGGAGCCGACGCCUGCCAGUCGGUCUUCCAGCCGUCCCAGCGGCCCGUCUGAGCGGCCCGCCGAGCCGAACCGCACCGCAGAGCGGCCGCCGGACCGUCCGUCGGAGCGCGCUCCGUUCGACCGGGCGCCGUUUGACCGGCCGGCCUUUGACCGCGGUCCGCCCCGGCCAGGACUGAACGACUGGCGUAGAGACGGUCCUCCGCGGCCCGGCCCGGCCGCCUACAACGGCGGCCCGGGCAGCUACCCCGGCAGCAGCAGCGGGUGGCCGGUGGCCAGCCGGCCGGACCCGACCGAGGCGCGCCGCCGCGCCGCGGAGGAGGAGGCCGCCUGCCGCCGCCAGGCCGACGAGGUGGCCGCGGCCACGGAGCGCGCCCGCCGCCGUCGCCAGGACGAGGAGGCGCGCUUCGACCGCCGGCGUCAGGAGUCGGCGACGGCCCGCGGCCCGGGCGUCUACCAGCCGCGCUUCCAGCGACAGCAGUCGGGCGGUCCCGAGGAGGGGAGGACGGCGCCGGCGGCCGGCGGACGGGGCACGGUCAGGGACAACCGGUACAGUGACGAUGUCAGGUUCAGCCAGCGAUCAGAUGGAAGGGACGGACGUGGAGGCACGCCACCGGACAGGAAUCGGCUACAGAACAACUCGCGCGGCCCCCGCCACUCGCCGCCCGACGACCGCCGCCGGAAGGAGGAGCCGCAGGAGGAAGAGGAGGAUGAGGAGCCGCGCAACUACGGCUCCUCCUGGGUCGACCAGCUCGAGGUGGAGGUGUCCCCGGCGCUGGCGGCCCUCCAGUGCAGCUCUGACCGCCCUGAUACUAACGAUAAGCACAACUCUACGGCGCCUGCGUCCUCGACGAAGGCUGUGGAUACCGACAAAGCCCCAACUCCGGCUAACUCCACUAGUGGCAGCGUCAAGCCAGUGACCAGUACUGCUGCCAGCAGUGGUGGUGGCGGUCACUCCCGGGACGGCGACCCCAGGCGGGAUGAGCAGGACGUGCGGCGGCAGUCGGGACACCAGCCGCCGUCUGUCAGGGAGCGACCCGACGAGCUGGAGCGGCAGAGACAGCCGGCGGCGCCGCGUCGGAGUGACAGCGAUCGCAGCAGGACGUCGGGCAGCAGUGAGAGCUCGACCGAGCUGUCACAGGACGGAUCGACCGGUAGACAGCGGCGGGUGGAGCCCGGCCGGCCGGCACCGCAGCAACCGCAGCAGCAGCAGCAGCAGCACUAUCCCCAGCAGCAACAACAGCGGUACCAGCAUCAGCCACAGAACUACCAGCAGCAGCAGCAGCCCUACCAGCAACAGCAACAGCAGCCGCAUUACCAGCAACAACAGCAGCAGCAGCAGCAGCCCUACCAACAGCAGCAGCAACAGCCCUACCAGCAACAGCAGCCGCAGCAGCAGCUAAUCGACCGCGACAUGAGCCAGCCCCAGGCGCCGCCGUCGGCGCCACAGGAGACGCCGGCCACCAGACACCUGUCGGAGGAGCGUGGCUCCACCCCGGACCGGUCGUCUUACCAGCACGGUCCGGGCGCUCUCGGUACCGGCGGCUGGCAGGAUGGCGAACUGGACUCCCCGGCUGUUCCCGCCGCGCUGGGCCUCGGCCGCGGCCGGCCUCUGCGCGGACAGGACGACCGGUCACGUGCCGCCUUCGAGGCGCCCUGGGAGGAGGUCAUCCCACCAGCGGAGACCAAUGGCGAGCCGGCGCGGCGCGGGCGGGGUGCCGGCCGCGCGCGUGACGGCAGAGGCCGGCGGCGUGGCGGACGGCCGGGUCCCGACGGCGAGGAGCCAGUCGGUGAGCGGUGGUCGGGCCGGCACGAGACGCUGCCGCCGCGCUUCCAGCGGCGCCGUGACGCGCCGCCGCCGGCACCGGAGGAGGAGCUGGGCUGGGAGGGCCGGCCGGAGCCUCCGUCCGCCGCGGAGGAGUAUGACGAGGAGCGUCUGGCGUACAGCGCCGCCGCCAUCCACCAGGCGAUGAUGGACGGGGAGCGGGCGGAGCCGGCAGAGGAGGAGGCGCACCAGGGCGGCCCGCUCGGCGGCGACCUGCGCAUGGACGAGCCGGGGGAGACGGAGGCGCGCAGACAGCGCAGGGACGACCGGCCCGGCCGCCGCGCUGCCGAACCACCCGCCGCACCGCGCACCAAGCCGCACGAGCGCUCCCGUCAGAGCAAGCUGCCGCCGCGACUGGCACGACAGCGUGAGUCGGGCUGGUUGCAGCGCCAGGCCGCCGGUCCGCAGGAGAUGGGGAUGUUCGGGGCGCCCGCGCCGCCGCCCGGCGGUGGCUGGCAGCCACCGAUCGCCCCGGCUCCGGGCUCGGCGCGGCCGCCGGUGUCGGUUAGCUGCGCGGACCCCGCCGCCCCGGGGCAAAUGUUCAACGUGCGCUCCCUCGGCGGCGCCAACUUUGACGGCUUCGACGGCGCCAGCGUGCCGGCACGCACCAUCAUCUUCGAGAAUACCAACUUCAAGAACAGCCGCACAGCGCCGAAGCCGGCGCGCAGCCCGCCGCAGCCGGCCGGCGGCGAGCCGCGGGAUGUCACAGCCCCGCAGCCGCCGCCGGCCGGCAAACGGGCGCCGCUAGAGCUGCCGCUCAUGCUGGACGGUGGCGACGAGGCACGCCAGAUUCAACUCGACUUCACCUUCGACCAGGAGCUGGCGGCUCUGGCCUCCCGCGCGCCGGCGCCGCCGCCAGGAGUGGCCAUGUCCCGCGGCACGGCCGAUCUCAACAUGAAGAUAGCGUCUGUGAAGAAGGUCUGGGACACGCCGGCCGCUCCGCCGCCGCCGCGCGGCGUUCCCUCUGAGGAGCGCGCCAGCAGUGGUGAGUCAGCGGACCGGGUGGACCGAGAUGACUCGGGGCUGGGCUGGGAGGAGCGGCCAGCCGCCAGUCUGACGUUCCCGGCCGCGGCCGCCUCGCCCGGCGGACCGGACGCGGACGCGGCUGUCUCGGCGCCCGGCCCGGUGAAGCCGCACACGAACCCGCACGCUCUCCGACCGGGGAUAACCCGUAAUGGCGGCGCUCCGAUGUCUGUGUCCGGCUCCGUGGUGGCUCCGUCGCCCGCGGAGACGUUCGCAGUGGACGCGAUGCCGAGCCGGCGGCCGCUGUCGCAGUACGAGCUGUACGCACCGCCACCGCUGGACCAACUCUCGCAUUACGCCUACCCGGACCAUUCAGCGGCCUUCGGCAAACUGACUGGGAAACCGGAGCCAGCGGCUUACCAGCCGGCGCCACUGCAGUUUGUCCAGUAUGGCGCUCCACUGCUGGGACAGAGUGUCGGCUCCCACCUGCUGGGUCAGCAUCUGCUGCACAGCCAGCAGCCGGCCGCUACUGGACUCUACAACGGACCGCAGGCUGCCUACUUCCAGGGCAUCCCGCCGCCGGAGCCGCACCUGCAGUCGUUCGGCGGCCUGCAGUCGUUCAGCGGACUGCAGCAGCUGCGGACGGCAGUCGCCGCCUCCGCGCCCUGGCGUACUGCGGACGCUGCGGCGGCCGUGGCGGCAGCCGCCGCGCCCGGCGCCGGCUCGCGCUCGCCCAGCAGCGCCGGCACGCCCUCGCCCUCUCCGGCGGCCGGCGUGCAGCCGUACCCGCCGCCGCCGGGCACCCGCGGCCCGGCCCGCCCGCCCGAGGCGCCGCUCUACCAGAGCCCGAUUCGGCGACCGGUGCCGCUGCCGGUGGGCGGUGUGCCGCCGCCGGGCACCGCCGGCAGACCGAACCCGAGCUCGGCACAGCAGCAGAAGAUGAGAGAGGCGGCGCUCCACCAAGCGCAGAACUUCUUCAGGGCCGGCCAGCAGGGUGCUCCAGUCGGCCCGAUGCCCGGCUCUCGGCCCCCGGACGGCGUCGGAGACGUGGGCGCCGCGUUCGCACAGGCCGACGACGGCAGCGGUGGCGACCGGGCAGCGCGGGCCGCCGGCCGGUACCGGCGCGAGCAGGCGCGGCCCGGCCCCGGCGGUCCGCCGCCCGAGCGCAGGGACCAGCAGCGAUGACCGCCACCGGGACCCCCGGAGGACCACGGACCAGACGCAGCACCGAGAGGGACGCCAGUGGAGAGGACCAGCGCAGACCAACGGCGAGAGCACAGAGCCUUCGCUCGCCAGUCCGCCUAUCGAGCAACCCAAACGCGGCAGUGUGCGGAGCCGCAGACACUGCGAAUUUCAAGUGUCGCCAGAACGGCUAAGCAGUGGAGUUGAACGGACGACCAAGCUGAUCGUGAAAUUUGAUUAAGACGUCGUCUUAUGUGUGUCAGAGCGGCUGGCGGCCAGCCCAGAUCUACCUGGGUGCGAAGUCGCAGCGGCGCUGAAAGUUGUCGGACGUCGUGUUCACUAGACGUCGCAAGCAUGGGACGUCGUGAACUCUUUGGACGUCAUGAGCAUUAGACGUUGUGAACGGUGGACGUCCUGAGCGGUGGACGUUGUGAGCAUUAGACGUCGUGAGCGGUGGACGUCGUGAACGUUGUAAAACGUCGUGGUGUAGUGACCGUAUCUGGUAGGAUACCGGGCGUCACAUUGGUGUUGCUGCACAUUCGUGCGGCGCAGCCGGGAGCGUGGCACGUGCCGACACGUGCAGUGGCAGCGGCCGGAGCCGUACGUGGCGGUGACACGUGGUGCGUGCACGUGACUGGUGACGCGGCAGCGGACGGACUGCAGUAGCGGCCGCCCGCCCUGGGACGCUCUCUCAGCACGGCAGUAGCUCUUCGUGACCUUGUGCAUUAGCCCGGUGAGGCGGCGCGGGCCGGACGCCGCGGCGCCGGCCGCCCGCCCCCGCUGAGCUGUCGGUGUGUCCAGAUGGCGGUAAUACAUUCUGUUGACCACGUCUCGUUCUGCUGCAGGGACCUGGCCGACGACAGCGCGUGCCCAUGUCAUCAUGCGCGCAUUACGAACAUUCGAUGUUUUGUCUGCGCAUGCUCCACGCGUGACAUGUAUGUUGCUGCAUGACUAGGGAGCAUUACAUGCAUCAUGCACGGACGUCAUACCUCGUAUUUAACCUCUUCACAAGGGGCGCGCGCAUACUUGGAUGGGAGACUUAAUUACAAUAAUACAAGCCGUGCUGCCUC
Molecule: messenger RNA, 6375 nt
Organism: Amphibalanus amphitrite
Lineage: Eukaryota; Metazoa; Arthropoda; Thecostraca; Balanomorpha; Balanidae
Product: protein PRRC2A-like
Exons: 10
Coding region: 200-5308 (1702 amino acids)
Biological process (GO): cell differentiation
Source: RefSeq, a predicted model, not a curated record